Molecule: messenger RNA, 6457 nt
Organism: Pocillopora meandrina
Lineage: Eukaryota; Metazoa; Cnidaria; Anthozoa; Scleractinia; Pocilloporidae
Source: the annotation of a GenBank genome assembly
AACCGAACUAAAGCGUUGCAUUGGUUUCGAGCGCAGGCAUAUACAUUGUGGGACAUAUAUAUUAGGUCAAACAAACAAACAAACCAAAAAUACUGAAUAAGACGUGAUUCAUUACGGCUCAUUCAUAGCACUUACACUGUAUAUCAUCGAAGAUGAUGAGGGCUUUUUUAUGUUUACGUUGUCCAACGAAAAUUCAGCGAGGCUUUCGACGAAAUCAAAUUAAUUUUAUGCUUUUCACUGUGUCGGGUGGACUACUACUGCUCCUCUAUUAUAAGCUGAGUGACACCGUUGUAGCGGAAUCGUCGUUUAAGCAGCAUUUUGUGGAUUUUAAAAAAAAUCAGCGAGUUAAGUAUGUGAAAAAUGUUGGAAAUCUCUCGUCAGCUUGUAGACUGCCGAGUUUGGAUCCGUUUCACCCAAGCAUCAUGCAGUUUGUGACAGAUCUUGGAAAGCUACGAUGUGAAGGAAAAACGUAUUCAACCUACGCUCACAAUAUGCUGGAAGUGAAAGGAGAAGAUAUAUCUUCCGUACAAUACAGAAUAAUUGAAAGAGCUCCUGGAGAUGAUUUUCAUACUGUACUUUCCGAACCAAAGCACGUUGUUAACCAAGCCAAAAUACUUAAUCGGAAACCCUCCAAACCAGGUAAGAUAUGAUUUAUUUUGAUAACAACUUUUAAUGAAGUAAAAUUUUAUUUUACCAGCGGAUGAAAAUCGAUAUGUCAUCUCAGGUGAUUCUCGUAUGCCGUCUUGAAUUUCUUCUCCUAUAACGCAACGUAUCAUAAAGCACAGGCUGGUGAUAAAACCCGAAUAAUCACCGAAUACUACGAAUAGUCGUGAAUAAUGACGAAUACUAGCGAAUAGUAGCGAAUACUAGCGAAUAGUCUCGAACAGUGGCGAAUAUUGAUAUAUAUAUAUAUGUAUUGAUUGUCAAGUUUUCGGUAAGUGAGUAAAUCAAGUUCCCCUAGUUGUCAGGCGCCCCUUUAUGUCAUGUCGCGUUAUCGACCCCGGUCUUCUGGUGACCUAACUAGGCCGUUUAUUGUACAAAACAAGACACUCUAUGGAGUGCAUACUCGUGCUUAACCAGCUACGAAUGAGCUCUGGUAUCCACAUACUGAGCGCUUUGCAUGCUUUCUUCUGCAGUAACUUUUGUGACGAUAGCGUGACAUUCUCCACGUGCCCGAGGACAAGGCGUUCAUUAACAUAUCAAUCAAGUCUUAUGUUUUUUAUUCUUGUCGUCUCAUAAAGAUCUCACCGAUAAGCUUGCUUUACACCUUGUUAUCCUAAUACUUGCUUCGAAGAAAGAUUGAUCGUCAUUCAAGCCAUCUAUAUAGGCUACCUAGGGAUCGCUAUUGAACGAUAUUUCAAUUGGUUUGGCUAAGCACGGAUCAUUGCCAGAGUUUCUUUAUCAACGUCACCUCGAAGUUGGUGACAAGUCACAGGCUACACAUGACGGAUUGAUUCAACAUUCCAAUAGAAUCUCCAAACUGUCAGGUCAUAGUUCGCAAAUGGAAAUGUUAGAAUAGGGAUUUUUGAUGAAACUUUCCAGAGCUAUAGCUUUUUGCGACCACAAAAUUGCAAUCCUAUCGAGGACUUUUGUGCGAAUUUCCCUAAUUUAAUCAGGCUCCAUUACCAGCUGCUAAGUCAGCAGAGACCAUGCUCUAAUAAGAUGUUCGAAAGCACAGUAAAAAUGUAAAAACGUCUUGCACUUAUUGACUUCCUUCGCCGUAAUUACUUUAGACUUUUGGUGAUUUUGCUAACGUGACAGCACAAUUAUGCAAAUUAGUCUGUUGAGCAAACUCCGACCUUUCUUUAUUAUUAGCUUCAUAAAUCUUUCAUUUUAACCAUUUGCAAAAGAAAAGAUAAUAGGGUAUAGCUUUUAAAACACACUGAUUGAUACUCUACACAUUUUAAACGGCUAAAAUCUGGCAAAUGAUUCUGUCAAAAAAGUUUUUUAACGUAUUUCCAUAAAACCAAUGUGGUUUUAUUUAUUAACUACCAAAGAUAGCUUAAUGGGCAAAGUUUAAGGCAAAACUUUUUCCGAUACAAAUUGCCCUGGACCGCUCUGACAUAGAUCGCCACUUAAGAUGCAGCUUAAUUCGCGCUGGACAGAGUUUGGGUUGAGAUUAAUUGCUUAGAAUGCGGUUUUGUUAAACAAACUUUGUUUGAAUAAGCGGCCCAUUUUGUCCGCCUGGGCUUUAGUUUGGUUUCAUUUCUAUAUUUUAACAGAAUUGGAAUUUAUCGACUGGAUAAAUCCAUCGCACAGCCUAAAAGUCUUUUCCUAACGUUUUCUGGUUACUUUCAGAACGGGUUUGAAUUUUGCAUUUGGAUUUGCAUUAUUCUUUACACAUAAAAUAAAGAUAGAGACCUUUGCAUACAUCUCUUUUGUUAAAUGAAAUACUGGCGAGAAAGAGAGAUUCAAUUCAUGACCAUUGCUUUGUUUUUAGAAUAAUUUAUAUCAUACUAAAAACAUUAUUGGUUAAAAGAGCGUGCUCUAUCAGCAGCAGAGUACAAAACGUGGAGCUGAGCUAAAGCUGUCACGCCAUCCGCCAAUGUCCGAUCAUUUCCCGGACUUCUCCCUAGCUUGUUUUCGUUUAAUUGAACCGGCAAAUAGCAGCAGAAGAACCAUGCAGUUUUGGGUCAACCUCCCUCCCUUUUUGGUCCGCCGCUCUGAUUGUGGAGUUUAUUAACCAGCGGUGGAGUUGCAAGUGUUGUUUGUGAUAGGGCCCGAGGACAUGAGUAUCAGAAAAGUAUAUAUAUAAAAAAAAUCAGAGUAAAUUUUGGAUAAGUCGACCGCGAAGGAAUCAAGGAGAAGCCUAUUUCUGACUAUUAACGUUGUUUGUGGUUUUUUAACAGGUAUCUUUAGAAAAUUGUGGAACUGGAUCAAAGGAUGUAAGUACUCGUAAUAGUAACUGGACUCUGGCGCAGUAUAGAACAUUAAAUAAGAAAAAAUAGGAUAAACUGUUCCACAGCAUUACCCUAAAAAAAAUAACGAAUGUGGCGCUGCCAAAAGCUCUUUACAGUAGCACUCGUAGUUGCCUUAAAGUAGAUUGAGAUGUGCCAUAUGUGUUACAAAAAGCGGUGUGAAAGUCACUAACAAAUUUCCGUCACAUGCACUCCCCCAUAUAAUUAGUUUGGAAACUUCUCUCAGCAGCAAAAAACCAGUUCCCUUUGUAUUGUAAUAAUCUUCAUUCAUAAUCGCUUUCGUUGGCCUGCACACAAUAUACGUGCAACAUGUACAUGACAGAGCUUCCACUUGCGUGUUUGACUUCUGUCGCACGCUUAUUGGUCUAACUUGGGCGCGCCUGAUUAAAAUCGAGCGCCUGCAAUCCUAGUCUCCCUCGUAGCCAUUGCUGGAUCUCGUUACGAAACGCGCUUUACCCCCGGCCUUACUACCACGCCCCACGAGAUCAAACACAGGCUGCAAAGGAGACUACUGCGUCCGGGAUACUUUUUCGUUUGCUUGACAUUCUUGACGGGCAGGGUAGAAACUUACAUAACAUCCUUCGUGCGUCUUUUUCUCAUUUCGUGACACAGAUCGCCCCUCAUCCCCAUUCUAUGGAAAGGCAACCGUGAAAGCUGAAUACCUCCGUGUCGAUGUCGUGAAAACUUCGGGUGCGAUCGAAAGUGACGUACACAUGCAGGUCGUGCCAAAGGAUGAAGUGUUAUCGAGACCGGCGAAACCUGGUGGUAUUCCACUUGAUAUCUCACUGAUCAUGUAUGAUUCCACAUCUGCUGCUAACUUCCAGAGAAAGAUGCCCAACACUUUGAAGUACUUGACGAAACAUCUCAAUUCAGUCGUUCUUCAAGGUUUGUUUAUUUCAAAAUUUCGGUGUCUAGUGUCUGGUAUAGUUGUUGGUAUGGAAGACGCGAUGAGAAGUACUAAUGACAUAAGCCGUGGCGACGUGAAGUGAUCUAAAUUACUUUGAAAAAUUAAAGGUGUUCUGAACCUUCACUAUCAGAGAUCCGAUUAUAGACCUACUGGUAGUUGUGCAUUUCCGUGAAAAUUCUAGCAUUUGAUUUUGGACAAGAUGAUAUCCGCUGUCUCAUAGGUUUGUCCAUUGGCUCAUCGCUGGUUAAUUUAUUGAUAUUGCACAAGAUAUUGUCACAAGAACUCGAGGAAGAUUAAGAGAACGAGCAGCCCAUGGACUAGCUGCUCAUGCUUAGACAGGAGCCAUUUCACGGAUAGAUUCUAAGUUGCCGUGUGGUAAGAACAAAAACGUGGCACACGGCGAAGUGCAGCCACGCGUGUCAAUGAUACUCUCAACGAGAACAUCAUUGGACGUCUUUUGUGAUCUAUGACUGCACAGACCAGCGGCAACAUCAAAUCUGUAUGUUUUAGAUGAUAAAAAAGCAAAAGGUUGUUAACGGUGACGUAAUCUAUGCAUUUGUCCUCCAGUAGGUCAUAAUAAAAAAAUCAAUCAAAAUGCAUCUAAAAUUCGGCUUACCAUAUAAAAUAUCUAUUCACUUCAUGGUAUAAAUACCGCAGUUUGAGCUGCGGCAGCCGUGCAGGUCUAUAUAAAACACUAUUUCUUGUUCCACUUUGAAGCCAUUUUACCAUAUAAAGGUAUCAGAACGCGCACAUACUGUAGAACGGGGCAAAAAUACGCACGGAAAGCGGAGCAAUGAAAUGUUCGCACUGAACGUUUCUAACUUCGGUUUUAUCCUAUUUUUUUGUGCUUUGAACCUUUAAGCGUAUCAGAUUUUUGGCAGUCAUUUAAAACUAUUUCAACAAUUUCGCUGAUGUUGUUUUUAUCGUUAGCCGACGUUUUGCUCGUAUUUUUCCUCGCCAGCCUUAUUUUUCGUCAAGGGGGAUUGGAGAAUUUGGGGGGGGGUCACAUAAUUUUCAGUGGGAACAGAGGGGGGGGUCAGUCUUCGUUAACAGAGGAUAAAGGGAGGACUAUAGAAAAAUUGAGGGUCUUUUUUUUAAUACCAUUCACUCCCUCGCCGCUCAUCUCCUCUAAUCUCUUCCGUCCCUGCAUAUUUUUUAAUAUUUGUAUAAGCACAUAGCUACCAUGAGAGGAAAAUUCAUGAAAAUUAUAACUACCUCCGAGGAGUAUCAUAAAAAUACGACCGAGCCUUAUGGGGAUCAGGUAGAUUUUACCGUGUCCUCCGACCCCUCCUCCCCUUGUAAGGCGAUAAAUAUUGACCAGUCUCUAAAGGUGUAUUUAUUACUCAUACUAGGUGAAACAAUUGUGGGAGAUGGUACAACAGCCCAACUGUGUGCAAUGCUUACUGGUAUAGCUGAAAAGGAACAACCAGAAGCGAGAAGAAGUGAACCAAAUGCUAAGACAGUUGAUAAUUGGAGGUGGAUUUUUCGAGAUUUAAAGCAGAAAGGAUACGCUACCCUGUUUUCUGAGGACUCGACGGCUUAUGCAACCUUUAAUUACCGGCUACACGGAUUUAAAGAUCCACCCACAGACCAUUUUGCCAGGCCACUAUGGAUAGAGGCGGACAACAUUACUCAACGGGUUGUUCAGUGUAUCGGUGGGCGAGCAUUUCACAAUAUGUCUCUUGACUAUUUGGUUGAUUUCUUUCGUGCAUACAAACAGAAACCCAAGUUCUCUCUCAUGGUGAAUGCAAUUAUGUCUCAUGACGAUCUGAACAGAAUAGGUCAUGUCGAUGAUGAUUUGAAAAGAACAUUACAAACCUUGGAGAGAGAGUCUUUUCUGGAAAAUACUUUUUUGAUUAUAUUUGGCGACCAUGGUAUUCGAUAUACUGGGAUAAGAAAGACUCUCCAAGGGAAAUUAGAGGAGAGACUUCCUCAUAUGUCCAUUACAGUCCCAAAGUGGUUUACUAAGAAGUAUCCAGAUCUUUACAAGAAUUUGAUCCAUAAUUCCAAAUUGCUGACCUCACCGUUUGACGUGUACGCAACACUACGUCACAUCCUGUCGUAUCCCAACUACCCCAGUGAUAUAAUAACUGGCCAAAGUCUGUUUACUAAAAUUGACAAAGAUAAACGCACGUGCGCGAGUGCUGGAGUUGAGGAGCACUGGUGCCCGUGUCUGAACUUGGAAGAAGUUUCCACAGAGGAACCAAUGAUAAAAAAAUUAACCGAUUUUGUGGUUACCCAUAUGAACGAUUUGAUCUUUCAGCACCCAGAGUUGAAAACGCAGUGCCACAAAUUGGUUCUAAAAGAAAUCAAAAGCUCUUUCCGUGACAUGCCAAAUGCGGAUAUGCAGUUUUUUGACUCGACGUACCGCGACGAAAAAUGUGAUUCAUGCGGGUUAAAUUACGGUAAAAAGUCAAUGAACACUUUAGCCAGGGAUACAAUGUAUCAGCUGCAGUUCGUGACGUCACCUAAUGAAGGAUUUUAUGAAGCAUCUGUUAGAAUGAAGAAAGGGACUCCGUCACUCGCGGGAGGUAUCAGCCGCCUGGACGCUUAUGGACACCAACCUCACUGUGUCGAAGAUAAAUAUCCUCUUUUACGGAAAUACUGUUACUGCUUGAGUCAGCGUACAUGA